Bolinopsis microptera is the source of this 1049-nucleotide messenger RNA. RefSeq names its product sushi, von Willebrand factor type A, EGF and pentraxin domain-containing protein 1-like. Lineage: Eukaryota; Metazoa; Ctenophora; Tentaculata; Lobata; Bolinopsidae. The record is from RefSeq and is a predicted model, not a curated record. The transcript has 3 exons. Bases 1 to 891 code for a protein of 296 amino acids.
AUGUUGUUGCUUUUUUCGCAGCUCGCUCUUCUUGGACUUCUGACAGGGUUGGUGUUUACAGACGAGAGGAAGCAUUUCGGACUAAAGUUUGGUACUCAAGUUGGAGAUCAUAUCCUGAUUAAACUAGACAUGCAUCCACUACAGGAGGAAUUCUCAGUUUGUAGCUGGAUCAAGAGGAUCCCCCACUCAGAUCCAAUCCCGUACUGGUUUACAUACGCCUCACCCAGCAUAAAUUAUGAAAUCAUGAUAAGAGAUGAUGGGGUCUAUUGGAUUUUCAACCAGCGCUCAGACUUCAUGAGCAGUGUUAUCAGUCCUGAUAACGAGUGGAGACACCACUGUGUGACCUGGAGCUCAUCUUCCAGUCAGUUUCAAGUGUUCUACGAGGGUAAACUUAUCGGAACAGACAAUACCCCCACUGGUAGGAAGCUUGGUCUCAGCGGAAACAUCGCACUGGGAAAUAUAGUCAGGACAAACGGUCAGGUUACUUCACCUGAAUACAACUUUGGUGGAGAGAUGUUCAAAUUAAACGUGUCCACCAAGGCCUUGGAGGAGUCUGAAGUUAAGAUGAUGAAGGGGAACGGUCUGUGUUCUGAUUAUGAGGAUCAGUUCGGUCUAAAGAGAUAUAUCAGAUGGGAGGACCUGUUACAAGAGGAGAGGUAUGGGAACGUUACUUUGGUAGAUGUGGGGUGUGAGGCUGAGGGGAGGGCGGCAGUUUGGGACGUCUUGUACAGCAAGGAGUUCUACAACAAGAUUCUCACCAGCCAACUUCUUAACACCCUAACCAGCACCUGGGAUCAGCUAGAGCAUUUCGUGGGAUCCAAGAUAUCUGAGGGCUUCAUAAAACACUUCAAGUACGAGCAUGGAAAUAGUGACAAAUGUGACGAAGAUUAAUCAUCAGCAUGACCGCCUGUGAUGUUGUGAUGAAAUUCAUGAUGUUUCAUGAUUGGCAUUUAAGACUGAACAUUUUAGAAUCUGUUUUUCGCAAUGAGAGUUCAACAGCUUGAUUGAAAACAUGAUAUUUUUAAACCUUCAUUUGCUUUUAGACAAAA